GGAAAUAAACGAAGGGCGACUCGGAGGAGCUUCGUCGGGAAACAUGGCGGCCAAGGCGCUCCGCCAGCGAAGUAGACGAGGCAGCAGACAAGAUGCGAAUAACGUCAACGUCUCCACAGAGGCUCGAACGCCGAAAGAGGAGAAAGGGGGCGAUGAGAGCAAAGUCACAGAGACUCGGCAAGAGUCAAUAAGUCGCGGUGGGCAAGUAUGGGCCCCGGAAGGCUCGACUGCAUUCAAAUGUUUGCUGUCGGCACGCUUCUGCGCAGCGUUGCUAAGCAACAUCUCCGACUGCGAUGAGACCUUCAACUACUGGGAGCCUAUGCACUACCUGCUUUAUGGCACAGGGAUGCAAACGUGGGAAUACUCGCCAUUGUAUGCCAUCAGGUCCUACACUUACUUGUGGCUUCACGCUCUCCCGGCCUGUUUGCACGCCCAUGUACUGCAAACAAGCAAGGUGUUGGUGUUCUACUUUGUGCGAUGUGUCCUUGCAUUCUGCUGCUGUGCCUGUGAGCUCUAUUUCUACAAGGCCGUUUGCAAGAAAUUCGGCUUGCACGUCGGCCGCCUGAUGCUGGCUUUUCUUGUCCUGAGCACCGGAAUGUUCAGCUCAUCUGCAGCAUUCCUGCCCUCCUCCUUCUGCAUGUAUACGACACUGGUCGCCAUGACUGGUUGGUUCCAGGACUCCACGCCUUUAGCCAUUAUGGGGGUAGCUGCCGGCGCAAUCGUUGGCUGGCCCUUUUCUGCUGUAAUUGGGGUGCCAAUUGCGUUUGACCUGCUUGUGAUAAAGAGACAGUGGAAAUGUUUUAUCACCUGGACAGCUGUUGCUCUGCUGCUACUGCUGGGUCCCUUGGUGGCAGUGGACUCUUUCUUUUAUGGAAAACUGGUGGUAGCCCCUCUCAAUAUUCUACUGUAUAAUGUCUUCACACCACAUGGGCCCGAUCUGUAUGGUACGGAGCCGUGGCACUUCUACUUUCUGAACGGGGCCCUGAACUUCAACCUGGUGUUUGUUCUGGCGCUCUUUUCCCUGCCGCUCACUGCUCUCAUGGAGACGCUCCUGCACAAGUUCAAUGUGCAGAACCUAGGCCGUCCCUACUGGCUGACUCUGUCUCCCAUGUACCUGUGGAUGUUGGUUUUCUUCACCCGGCCUCACAAAGAAGAGCGCUUCCUCUUUCCCAUCUACCCUCUCAUCUGCCUCAGCGGGGCCGUGGCCCUCUCGUCUUUACAGAAAUGCUACCACUUCCUGUUCCAGCGCUACCGACUGGAGCACUACACUGUGUCCUCCAAUUGGCUGGCGCUUAGUGCGGUUGUGGUCUUUGCUGUGGUGUCACUAUCUCGUACCGUCGCCCUCUUCAGAGGCUAUCACGCCCCUCUAGACCUAUACCCAGAGUUUCUUCACAUCGCCAAGGACACGACUCUGCACACGGUCCCCGAAGGCAGACCAGUUAGCGUGUGCGUGGGCAAGGAGUGGUACCGCUUCCCGAGCAGCUUCCUUCUUCCUCACAAUUGGCAACUACACUUCAUCCAAAGCGAGUUCAAAGGUCAACUUCCUAAACCGUACGCCUCGGGUCCUCUGGCCACGCAGCUCAUACCUGCUGAUAUGAACGAUCAAAAUCUGGAGGAGCCCAGCAGAUAUGUGGACAUCCGGCACUGCCACUACCUGGUAGACCUCGACACAGAAGAAGAAACGCCACGUGAACCACGCUACGCAGCCAACAAAGAAGAGUGGAACGUCAUUGCCUAUAAGCCUUUUCUUCAGGCUUCCAGGUCCUCUCCGAUCUUCAGAGCAUUUUACAUCCCCUUCCUCUCCGACCACCACACUAGCUACAGGCGCUAUGUCAUCUUGAAGCCGAGGCGGCAAAAGCAGCCACGUACACGCAGCCACGGCUGACCUUUGAACCUCAGCUUCGCUCAGAUACAACAGGAUCCCUCCCCCUUGACUUGACACAGCUGCUGUGUGUGCGUGCUUGCGUGUUUUGAAGUAUUUGUCUUAAAGGGACACUGUGUCAUAAUUACUCCCAUCUAUUGUUGAAAUUGUGUAUUACAUCUAAACGAAUAGUGCAUUCUCACGCCUUAAUUUUCCAAACACGUAUGGCAACAACAGUAACCUUUCGAAGAUAGGAAAAUUUGUCGGAGCACAGACUAAUCCGUGACAGUUGGCCCUAACGUGCUAUCCUGCCUAUUGUAAACAACACGGUCUAACAAAACGGAAUGAAAUAGGGCUUGGAAACCGCUUUGCAUUGUGGGUUGAGGCUGCCGCAGUAGCUUACUGAGCAGGCUGUACAAUCGCUGUGUGUUUUCCAUGACUGAAAAACAUAUUAAAAUGCAAGAAACAGAUUGGGAUUUUACAAAGAAAAACUAGACCAUGAAGCCACAGACCAGUUUAAAUGGUUUGGAACUGUACAAAAUCCUAAAUACAGAAUGGAGCAGCGACCGGCCGGACCUAGUGCCUCCGUUGUGUGCGUGUGUGGUGUGCCUACACUUCGGAGCAGUUUAAAAAUUCCAAAUCAUUAGCAUCUCAUGUUACCAACUGGUGGAUGCAGGACCUUAACACGAUGAAGCCCACUAGCGAGCAAUGGGAACACAUCAUUUGGACGAAGGUACGCGGCGCUAAGUUGCAUGUGUGUUUGCUUUUUAAUCAUACCUGUCUCCAUUGCAUAUCUGUGGUCCUGCAGUAUGCUGCUGCAGUCGUGCAGAUUUGCAGGUGUGUGGUAAUAAGAUGAUCUUCUCGUCCAGUGUCUCAAUCUUUGCCCUGAAUUGCCGCAUAAUGAAUUUCCGCGUUGGUAGUGCUUGUCCUCUUACGGCGGCCGUAGUUUCAACAUGGCAGACUGUCAUGGUGCUCCCCAACUGGGUCACCACGCUUGUGUAUAAAUAAAUCACAAAUUAUUUGCUUACGAGAAUGUCUCAAAUUACUAGCCGAAGCCACAAUACACCAGUGAUAACACAUUUGUAAACGCAGACAUCAGUUUUGGCCGGUAAACAACUGAAAAUGUUACACAGUGUACCUUUUAAUAUACGGACCCUUUAAGGACCUUGCGUCUGUGCGUGGGCCUACGAGUGUGUGCAUGUAUGUGUGUACUCUUAAGGGGUGUUUACUGGCAGGAAUCGUGUUUUUGUGUCAUCUGUCUAAGAUGUUAUUUCAAUGUCUUGGAAGCGGUUCAUAGCUGUUUUUCCUCUUCAUACUGGACAUCAAUGCGUGACCGAAUGAAAGAAAUGUCCUCACUGAAUCAUGUCAUAAAAACUUUUUACUUAAUGUGCUUGGUGUGAAUGUAGAGAAUGAAUGGGAAGGGUUAAUUUCAUUGUAAAGUGUAAUAAAAGAACAAUGUGACCAAACACAGUCAUUCUGUUUUUAAAUAAAAUAAUGGC
Molecule: messenger RNA, 3360 nt
Organism: Phycodurus eques (leafy seadragon)
Lineage: Eukaryota; Metazoa; Chordata; Actinopteri; Syngnathiformes; Syngnathidae
Gene: alg9
Product: ALG9 alpha-1,2-mannosyltransferase
Exons: 15
Coding region: 44-1885 (613 amino acids)
Biological process (GO): protein N-linked glycosylation
Cellular component (GO): endoplasmic reticulum membrane
Molecular function (GO): alpha-1,2-mannosyltransferase activity
Source: RefSeq, a predicted model, not a curated record